Molecule: messenger RNA, 2140 nt
Organism: Bufo gargarizans (Asiatic toad)
Lineage: Eukaryota; Metazoa; Chordata; Amphibia; Anura; Bufonidae
Gene: IK
Product: IK cytokine
Exons: 20
Coding region: 89-1768 (559 amino acids)
Biological process (GO): mRNA splicing, via spliceosome
Cellular component (GO): nucleus
Source: RefSeq, a predicted model, not a curated record
GCUGGCGACCGGAUCUAGCUAGUGCACUGGGACUUCUGGGUCAUCCGAGGUGCUUCCUGUUUAUGGUUGGUGUAUCUUAGCCGUGAAGAUGCCCGAAAGAGACAGUGAGUUGUUUUCCAAUCCCCUGGCCCCAGAUGGCCAUGAGGUGGAAGAUCUGCAUUCAUUCCAGUCAAAGCUGACAAAUGAAGACUUCCGUAAACUUCUUAUGACCCCUCGUUCAACGCCUUCUUCCGCACCACCUACAAAAUCCCGUCAUCAUGAGAUGCCACGCGAGUAUAAUGAGGAUGAAGAUCCAGCUGCCAGACGAAGGAAGAAAAAAAGCUACUAUGCAAAAUUACGACAGCAAGAAAUUGAACGCGAGAGAGAACUUGCAGAGAAAUAUAGAGACAGAGCCAAAGAGCGACGAGAUGGGGUCAACAAGGACUACGAAGAAACUGAACUCAUUAGCACGACAGCAAAUUACCGAGCAGUCGGACCUACAGCAGAGGCUGACAAGUCCGCAGCAGAGAAAAGGCGUCAGUUGAUCCAGGAAUCCAAGUUCUUGGGUGGUGACAUGGAGCACACUCACUUGGUGAAAGGUCUGGAUUUUGCUCUGUUGCAAAAGGUCCGUGCUGAAAUUGCCAACAAAGAGAAGGAAGAGGAGGAUAUCAUUGAAAAGCCCCAGAAGGAAACCAAAAAAGACGAAGAUCCAGAAAAUAAGAUUGAAUUCAAGACUAGACUUGGUCGGAAUGUGUACCGUAUGCUUUUUAAGAGCAAAGCAUAUGAGCGCAAUGAACUCUUUCUGCCUGGACGGAUGGCCUAUGUGGUAGACUUAGAUGACGAGUAUGCAGAUACAGACAUUCCAACCACACUUAUUCGAAGCAAAGCCGACUGUCCAACCAUGGAGGCUCAAACAACACUUACAACAAAUGACAUCGUAAUUAGCAAGUUGACUCAAAUCUUGUCCUACCUGAGGCAAGGAACUCGUAACAAGAAGCUGAAGAAAAAAGACAAAGGAAAGUUGGAUGAAAAGAAGCCUCCAGAGGCGGAUAUGAACAUUUUCGAUGAUAUUGGAGACUACGUUCCAACUGCAACUAAACCUCCUCGUGAGAAAGAGAGAGAGAAGCACAGGGAGAAGGAGCGGGAUAGGGACCGAGACCGUCUAAGAGACAGAGACCGGGAUCAUGAACGAGAACGAGAGAAGGAGAGAGAGAGGGUUCGGGAUAGAGAAAGAGACAAGGAAGAAGAGAAGAGGAGGCACAGCUACUUUGAGAAGCCAAAGGCUGACGAUGAGCCUCAAGAAACUGAAAAGGGACCUGGAUCAACCAAGGAUCUUCUUAAGUCCAUCAAUGAUAACUUCGCUGGAGCUCCUGGUUGGGAGGGAAUAGAAAUGAAGAAACAUGAAGACAAGAAGCAGUUGGGAGAUUUUUUUGGGAUGUGGAACAGUUAUGCUGAAUGUUACCCUGGAACUAUGGAUGAUAUGGCAGUUGACAGUGAUGAAGAAGUGGAUUACAGUAAAAUGGACCAGGGCAAUAAAAAAGGACCUUUGGGACGGUGGGACUUUGAUACUCAAGAAGAAUACAGUGACUAUAUGAACAAUAAAGAGGCUCUACCCAAGGCUGCAUUUCAAUAUGGUAUCAAAAUGUCAGAGGGACGUAAAACAAGACGCUUCAAGGAGACAAAUGAAAAAGCAGAAUUGGACAGACAGUGGAAAAAGAUCAGUGCGAUCAUUGAAAAACGUAAAAAGCUGGAGGCUGAUGGGGUUGAAGUGAAAAGACCUAAAUAUUAAAGAUGAUGUGGAUGUAACUGAUCUUCGUUUUCAGAUGUGGCAUUUUUCUUUAUUGAGACAGAUUAAAGUUGAUGUCUUUACAAUUUGACUACAAACUUACAUGUGAUGUAUCUUGUGGGACAAAGAAUUUUAUGUACUGUGUAUCAAGAUAUAGAUAGAUAUAUCACUGUUUAAAGUGUCCAAACCAGACAUUUAUGGCAAACGAUAUGCCAUAAAUGCAUGAAAGCCGCAGUCCACAUCAAUAGGACCCGCUCCGGUCAUGUACAGCUUUUGCUUUUCACUGCUAUAGGACUGCCUAAAAUAGUCAUGUCUGGCUCAGCUAUUUUCGUAACUCCCAUUGCAGUGACUGGAGGAGUGGUGUCCUCUGCAUUC